Lotus japonicus is the source of this 6763-nucleotide messenger RNA. RefSeq names its product DNA glycosylase/AP lyase ROS1-like. NCBI's taxonomy places the organism in Eukaryota, Viridiplantae, Streptophyta, Magnoliopsida, Fabales, Fabaceae. The record is from RefSeq and is a predicted model, not a curated record. Gene Ontology annotation, biological process: base-excision repair. The transcript is spliced from 21 exons. Gene Ontology annotation, molecular function: DNA N-glycosylase activity; DNA demethylase activity; 4 iron, 4 sulfur cluster binding. Bases 655 to 6537 code for a protein of 1960 amino acids.
GAUAGAAGUUAUUUCAUGUAACUUUCUGUUCAAAGCAUUAAUUAACAUUCUAUGAAUUUUUUAAUGUAGUCUCUUGUUGCAUAUCUUGUGACACGUGACUGUCUUCGUGUAAAGACAUGUUCGUUUUUCUUUUGAUAAACGAAAGACCUGUUCGUGUAUUCUGAUGUAUGUGACUAAAAUAUUCGUUUAACGGAAAUCCAAACAUGCAUGAAUUUCACGACGUAAGGAAAUAUACAUGCAUGCGUGACUAAUCAUGCAUGUAGACCGCUUUACGUCGUCGAGUUAGUCUUUUGAUGAUGAUAAGAAUAUUAAUCCCAAUCCAACUACCAGAAAAGGAAAAUUUCUAAUCAAUCUAUAUAUAUAUAAGAACCGAAGCUGAGUGUGUGUUGUUGUUCAUGAUGCAUAUCUAAACUGCAUAGAAUUUUGUGUUUGGUGUUUUUGGUGGAAUAAUGGAAUCAGUUCCUAUUCACCGUGAGCAUUAAGCGGAGGUUUCAAGCUGAUUUUCUGCUCUUCCAGACACACAUGUUCAUUCACCUUCUUCCAAUUUAGCAAACAGAUUUGUCAUUCGUUGCGAAAUUGAGCUGUUUUUGAGUGUGGGAAUCAGCUCAAUUUGUUUGAUUCAUUCUUUGUUUCUCUGCACCCAUUUCAAUUUUAAUGGAGGCUGGAGAAACGCAGGGGAAGAGGACUGAAUUUCAGGUUCCUUGGAUCCCAGCCACACCUUCAAAGCCCAUUCAUCCAAAAUCAGCUCCGAUCUGCACUUCUGGUGAGGGGGAGGGGAAUGGGAACGGCGGCGGCUCGUACCCUCAUUUCAAUGGGUUUUUUGCAGGUUCUGACCCUGCUGGAGACAAUGCUCUUCACCGCCGGUCAGCUCCACCUGCAGCUCCGGCCGCCAACAUUCCCGAUCACAAUGCCCAGAGUCAAGUGCCCAUACCGUUUGACAACAAUUCCAGCUCAGGAUUUGGGAUAUUUGCUGGUUUUAACCCCGCCGGAGUGGAUGGCCCUCACCGCCGGUCAGCGCCACCUGAAGCUCCGGCCACCAACAUUGCCACUCACAAUGCCCAGAGUCAAAGACACAUACCGUUGGACAUCAAUUCCAGCUCAGGAUUUGGGUCAUUUGCAGGUUCUGAGCCCGCCGGAGCCGAUGGUCCUAACCACCGGUCAGCACCACCUGCUGCUCCGGCGACCAACAUUGCCGAUUACAAUGCCCAGACUCGCGUACCAGUCUCGUUUGACAACAGUUCCAGCUUAGGAUUUGGGUUAUUUGCAGGUUUUGAGCCCGCCGGAGCCAAUGGUCCUAACCGCGGGUCAGCGCCACCUGCAGCUCCGGCGACCGACAUUGCCGAUCACAAUGCUCAGUGUCGCGUACCCGUAUCGUUUGACACCAAUUCCAGCUCAGGAUUUGGGUUAUUUGCAGGUUUUGAGCCCACCGGAGCCAAUGGUCCUAACCGCAGGUCAGCACCACCUGCAGCUCCGGCCACCAACAUUGCCGAUCACAAUGCCCAGAGCCGAGCACCCGUACCGUUUGACAUCAAUUCCUCAGGAUUUAGUUUUGCUGAGUUUCUGGCCCAGGCAAAUGCUCCGCCGCCGGCGGCAUAUUCCAAUGCAACACAAGGUGGAUUUUUUGUGAACCAAUUUAUGCCUACUUGGAAUUGGAACUCUCAGUUGAACCAGGGAUAUACACCAAUUGGCCAGCGUCAUUUCCCUCAGGAGCUACCAUUGAUCAACACCAUCCAUGGCAAUUACCAGGAUCCUCAAGGUACACCAUACUUUUUGUAUAACACCAGUUCUCAGGUUGCCCCACCUGCUCCAAAUAUGGCCAUCACUGCAGAAAGCAGCCAAGUUGCGGCCACACAGUUGAGUAUGGCGACAGGAUUGAGUUUGGAAGUAAGGGACCAGGGGGGAGAGACAAACGUCCCAGCAACAGACUGCAACAAUCAACACAACAAACUCUAUGACCCUGAUCAGAAUAAGGAAAUAGGCCAAGGUAUUGAUCUGAAUAGAACACCUCAACCAAAGCCAAAAAGAAAAAAGCAUCGCCCGAAGGUCGUCAGAGAAGCCAAACCCAAAAGUACUAAGACGCCAGCCACCCCAAAGCCUGAAAAGAGGAAGAAUGCAGGCAAAGGAUUGAAAUUGGAUUCCCCUCAAACUGAAGUGGCAGGGGAAGGGGAUAAACUAAUUCCAGAACCUGUCAAAAAGACAUGUAGGAGGCCCUUAAACUUUGACUUGGUUGAGCAACCAAUGGAUGGAAAUUCUGCAAGAAGAGAAAAUGCAACUACACAUUGGAACAGAGAAAUUGGUGUUCAGGUCAAGGAAACACAGGUUUUAAAUAGCUACAUGUCAUUACAAGAAGAUUCACAAACCCCAAGUGCCGAUCUUUCAAACGGCAAUUCACUUGGGUCCAAGCCAAAUGCCAACUAUGUAGAGAAUGGCAACAAAAGGGGUUGGCUGAUUGGUCAGGAUGGACAUGACAAAUUACUAUCAGCAGCAGCAGCACAAUCAAAACAACAUGACUCCAACAACAGUUACAGUCAACUUUUGGCCACAAGAUUGCAAGUAGUUGGUUCCAAGAGAAAACAAUCUGGUGCCAUUGAACAUACAGAUAACAGCAGCAUCAAUCUGAUUGGGACACAAUACAAUUCUUUGCAGGGAUACCUCCCAAAGUAUUUGGUUGAAUUUCCAAAUGUUCAGAAGAAAAGGAGAAGUGAAAAGGGGAAAAUUCCCAACACAUUUUCCAUGACUGCCACAGCAAAUGUACAACCAGCACCUUGCCCACAAGAAGAUGCUAGAUCAUUUACUCAUGUAUCAAGUUCUAGCUGCUGGACUUAUGGUUCUGAAUAUAACCCAGUUAUAGUCCCAGACAUGUCUACAGCAACAGAGAGAGCUAUUCAUGAUAAACCUCAGUCAUUUGAGUGCAACUUGUCUUUAGAGAAGAGGCCAACCAAAAGAAGAUCAAGAGUUCCUGCUAGAAUUAAUGAUUUCUCUUCACUGACCUUCGUCAGAAACUGGGAUUCCAAACUCACUCGUACUGUGAAAGAAGGCAGUUCUGAUAGACAGACAUUUGAGGAUGCAGAAAGACCACAAACAUGCAUGGAUGCUUUAGUUGCACAGAUGAGUGCGUUGCUCACCAAAAAGAAACGGAGUAAAAAGAGAAGUUCAGCAGAUCCUGGCACAAGUGAGAUGCAGCAGCACCAUACAUUUGCAGCAAAAAAUCACAGCUGGGCCUUUCAGAACUCAUUAGAUGUUGCAUGUGAAGGGAGAAGGAAAAACAUUCAUAACGGGGGCACAUUAACAGGGCGGUCUGGAGACCAAAACUUAUACAGAGAAGAUAGAGCGAUGGUGGUGUAUGGGCAGAAAGCAGUUGUCCCUUAUAAACAGCAAAAUAGAAACUACAAAACCCAAGGCACCAUGGUUCCCUAUAGUCCCUUAAAAAAACAGCGACCUAAAGUUGACCUUGAUGAGGAGACUAACAAAGUGUGGAAGCUCCUAAUGUUGGAUAUAAACAGUCAUGGUGUUGAUGGAACUGAUGAGGAAAAGGAAAAAUGGUGGGAAGAAGAACGAAAUGUGUUCCGUGGACGUGCAGACUCAUUCAUUGCACGCAUGCAUCUAGUACAAGGAGAUAGACGCUUCUCACAAUGGAAGGGAUCAGUAGUGGAUUCAGUGGUUGGAGUUUUCCUCACUCAAAAUGUCUCAGACCAUCUUUCCAGUUCUGCAUUCAUGUCACUUGCUGCUCGGUUUCCCCUAAAGCCAAGCAGCAACUGCGAAACACACGACAAGGAAAAUACAAGCUUGAUUGUCAACGAACCACAAGUGGACAUGGUAGAAGCAGAAGAAAAUGGAAAAUUGAAGGAAAAAAUAUUGAAUCUAUCUGCUUGUGAGUUGAGUUCUAUGACAGUCGACGUCUUUGAGCAUUCUGACGAAAGAGAAGUAGCUGAUAGCAAUGAUUCGUGCAGAAACAGUAGCUCAAUUACCUUAACAGAUGAAUCAAACUGCAAACUGUUGGAAUCAGCACAAAGACAUACCAGGGAACAUAGUCCAAUGGAGAGUGUUUGUCCCAUGACUGGGGAAGUGCAAGAAAAUUCAUGUAAUGGGGGUGUUAGGAGAGAGUUUAAUGAUUUAUUUUCAUCCCAAGGCUCUUUCAUUACAUCUCAAAUAUCUGGAGAUUUUUCAAUUGAUCAAAAUCCUGAGAAGAUAUCUUCAGAUUGCAACUCAGAAGUAGAAGACUUGUCAAGUACAGCCAAAUACAACAUUUAUCAUAACAGGACUUCUUUCGGUAAGCUUCUUGAAAUGGCAGGUUCAACCAUGUUACAUGAAGUCAACAGUCAAAGAAGCAAAUCAACUGAGAGCUCAAGGGAUGCAUAUGGACAAUCUGUAGCUAUGAAUCAUGACAACCUGGCAGAAAACUUGGAAAAGACCAAUUUUACUCAAGACUUCUUAGAAGCAUCAACCAUCUCAAGCAAUGAAUACACUUUAAAAGUGACCCCAGAUUCCGGGGUACUUGAUAUUAACUGCCCCAAUCCUCUUCAAAUUGAAGCCUCAUCAAGUGGCUCCUCAAAGAAUACUGAUGAAAUCAACACGAGAUUUAGUUUUCCCAUUACAGAAUCAGAAAGCCAAGCUGCAGUUGCCCACUCUCAAAGUAUCCUAUCUCAACUCCAUCUUCAGCCACAAAGUGACAACAAUAAGGUAGAUUCUGUCCCGGUAACAACAUUAAGGGGCAAGCAGCGCAAAAAAGAGAAAAAGGAUAAUUUUGAUUGGGAUAGCUUGAGAAUAACAGCACAAGCUACGGCAGGUAAACGAGAAAAAACGGAAAACACAAUGGACUCCUUAGACUGGGACGCUGUGAGAUGUGCUGAUGUCAAAGAAAUUGCUGAUGCAAUAAAAGAAAGAGGCAUGAACAACAUGCUAGCUGAACGUAUUAAGAAUUUCUUGAAUCUAUUGGUUGAUGUACAUGGAGCCAUUGAUCUCGAGUGGCUGAGAGAUGUCCCACCUGACCAAGCAAAAGAAUUCUUACUCAGCAUAAAGGGAUUGGGGUUGAAAAGUGUGGAGUGUGUGCGACUCUUAACACUACACCAACUUGCUUUCCCGGUGGACACAAAUGUUGGGCGUAUAGCGGUUCGAUUGGGAUGGGUGCCUCUCCAGCCACUGCCUGAGUCACUUCAGUUGCAUCUUCUAGAAUUGUACCCAGUGUUGGAGUCCAUACAGAAAUAUCUCUGGCCCCGGCUGUGCAAGCUAGACCAAAAAACAUUGUACGAACUGCAUUACCAGCUGAUUACGUUUGGAAAGGUCUUCUGCACAAAAAGCAACCCAAAUUGCAAUUCAUGCCCAAUGAGAGGGGAAUGUAGACACUUCGCAAGUGCUUUUGCAAGCGCAAGGCUUGCCCUGACAGGACCAGAGCAGAAGAGUAUAGUUGUCACAACUGGAAACAAUGCAGCUUAUCAGAACCCAUCACCAACCAUUCAGCAAUUGCCCUUGGCUCUCCCUGAAAACACAAACCAACCAGAAGAUCUUCAACAAACAGAAGUCACGGGACAACUUGCAGCAAAGUCUGAAAACUAUACUUGCCAACCUAUUAUUGAAGAGCCAGCAACUCCAGAGCCAGAAGAUUCCCAUGUAUCUGACAUAGAGGAUGCCUUUUAUGAGGAGUCGGAUGAAAUUCCCACCAUCAAACUGAACAUGGAAGAAUUUGCAUCGAAUUUAGAAAAUCUUAUGCAAAAUAAAAUGGAACUUCAAGAAGGUGAAAUUUCCAAGGCCUUGGUUGCUCUACAUCCAGAAGCGACGUUCAUUCCUACACCCAAGCUGAAGAAUGUGAGCCGGUUGCGAACAGAGCAUUCUGUUUAUGAACUCCCAGACUCACAUCCACUUUUGGAAGGGUGGGAGAAGCGAGAACCUGACGAUCCAGGCAAAUACCUUCUGGCUAUAUGGACUCCAGGUGAGACAGCAAAUUCUAUAGAGCAACCAGAAAGAAAAUGCAUCGCUCAGGACUUUGCCCAGCUCUGUGAUGAUAGGCAAUGUUUUUCAUGCAAUAGCUUCCGUGAAGCAGAUUCACAGAUAGUUCGAGGGACAAUCUUGAUACCAUGCCGGACAGCUAUGAGAGGGAGCUUUCCGCUAAAUGGCACCUAUUUUCAAGUCAAUGAGGUUUUCGCAGACCAUGACUCGAGUCAUGAACCUCUUAGCGUUCCGAGAGAAUGGAUCUGGAACCUCCCUAGGCGAACUGUAUAUUUUGGAACCUCCGUACCAUCCAUAUUUAAAGGUCUAACAACACCAGAAAUUCAACAAUGCUUUUGGAGAGGGUUUGUCUGUGUGCGGGCAUUUGAGAGGGGAACGCGAGCACCCCGUCCUUUGAAGGGAAGACUACAUUUCCCGGUUAGCAAGAUGCCCAAGAACAAGGACAAGACCAAGAAUGAGUCCGCGUCGGCAAACGCACAAGGACUGGAGUCAAAUCCAGAACAGCCAGCAAACUUGCAAGGAGUGAAUCCAAAUCCAGAACAGCCGGAAUUGCUUUCCAACAUUCCCCAUCUUCAGGGGAAUGGUGGAGUUUGAAGACAAAUCAUUUGUUAUUCAUAUUGUACUAUGUAUGUAAUAGCAUAGCAUAGUCAUUGUUAAACAACUUUAAUCUUGCCUUGUCAUCCUGACAGACUCGGCAGAUUUUUUUGCGAUUAGGACCAAGACUAUAGCAUGGUAGCUUAGAGAAGCGCGGUUAAUUUAUUGGCUCUUUUUGCAGCCAUAGCGCCAUUUUCAAUUACAUAUACCUUUCCCUUUUGCUCCA